This is a messenger RNA of Marasmius oreades (fairy-ring Marasmius), 345 nucleotides long. RefSeq lists its product as uncharacterized. Lineage: Eukaryota; Fungi; Basidiomycota; Agaricomycetes; Agaricales; Marasmiaceae. The record is from RefSeq and is a predicted model, not a curated record. The coding region runs from base 1 to 345 and encodes 114 amino acids. The transcript has 3 exons.
AUGGAAGAUCCCGUCACUCAAUGUAUACGGGGAAUCACAUGCCCUCGGCCAAUAUCGAUGAUCACCCAAAUUUGUGUAACUCGUUGUAGGACCUGGAGUAAAAUGACAACUCGUCCGACUUCUUCGAAACCCAUGAACAACGUUUCGCGCUUCAAAUCCAAGAUCAUGGGUGAUCGCUUCGCGUCGUACAGUCUUGCACUGUGUUUGAUUUGUGUUGCGCAGGGAUACAAUAAACGACCGGGAAGUUCCGUUUGCAAAGGGCGGCAGUGGCGUUUCCAAAAAAACUCACUUGGCACAGUCAAAUCUAUUCACAAAACGACAUAUUACAAAGCGUACUCGUCAUGA